AUGAGAGCAGCCAGAUAUUACGGAAUCGAAGACAUUCGAGUCGAGGAGAUAGAAGAGCCUGUUUGCAAAGAAGGACAGAUCAAGAUCAGGCCCGCUUUCGUUGGCAUCUGCGGCACGGACCUCCACGAAUAUCUCGGCGGCCCGACUUUUGCUCCAGAAGUUCCGCACCCAGUGACGAAAGAAACUAUCCCCGUGACCUUUGGCCACGAGUUCUCGGGCACAGUUGUUGAAGUCGGCCAGGGAGUAAAAGGUUUUAAGCCCGGUCAGCAUGUUUCUAUCCAGCCAACUAUUUACUGCGGAUCGUGUGGAGCCUGUGCCCUCGAUCUCCAAAAUGUCUGCUACAAAGGGGGCUUCGUAGGCCUCUCUGGCUAUGGUGGAGGGCUGUCCGAUGCGGUCGUUGUACCAGCUGAUUACGUACUUCCACUGCCGGAACAUAUUCCUCUUGACGUUGCCGCGCUGGUCGAACCCCUAGCUGUAGGCUGGCAUGCCGUCACCCAAAGUCCAUUGAAGAAGGAUUCGAAUAUUCUGAUUUUGGGUGGGGGUCCAAUUGGGAUUGCCGUUAUUCAAGCCCUACGGGCAAGAGGAUGCGGGCAAAUAAUCGUGUCCGAGCUAUCUGCGUCUAGGCAGAAGUUCGCCAAACAAUUCGGAGCGGAUACGAUAUUGGACCCAAGGAAGGACGAUAUUGUACAGAAAGCGCAUGAUUUAACGAGGGGUCUGGGAGUCGACAUUGUGUUUGAUUGCGCAGGUGUGGCCGUGGGACUAGAAGCUGCUUGCAAAGCGAUCAAAGUCAAAGGCACUGUUGUGAAUGUUGCCAUCUGGGAGAAGGCCGUUCCGUUUCAACCUAAUGAUUUGGUCUUCAGGGAAGGAAAAUAUGUGGCUUGUCUGGGGUACGUAAAGCAAGAUUUCAGGGAUGUCAUCGAGGCUAUCGCUACUGGCAAAAUGACACCAGGUGAUAUGAUUACAAGCAAAGUCCCGUUAGAAAGGGUCGUCGAAGAUGGUAUUAAAGAGCUCAUCAAAAACAAGGAGAGGCAUGUCAAGGUUUUAGUCGAGAUAUGA
Messenger RNA from Hyaloscypha bicolor E, 1056 nucleotides. Its product is annotated as GroES-like protein. The transcript is spliced from 4 exons. Gene Ontology annotation, cellular component: cytoplasm. Gene Ontology annotation, molecular function: (R,R)-butanediol dehydrogenase activity; zinc ion binding. The coding region runs from base 1 to 1056 and encodes 351 amino acids. NCBI's taxonomy places the organism in Eukaryota, Fungi, Ascomycota, Leotiomycetes, Helotiales, Hyaloscyphaceae. The record is from RefSeq and is a predicted model, not a curated record. Gene Ontology annotation, biological process: butanediol biosynthetic process.